UUUUUUUUGCUUGCAGGCCAACAAUUUGACCCUUCUGAAACAGAUUAGCAUCCUCUCCACAGAAUGUGUCUUCCAACACGGUUGUUUAAGAAAUGAGAAGCUCCUCACUGCAUCAGCUGGGCUUAAAUAAGUUGUUGCGGCUGAAACAUUCAUCACUGCAAUAGUUAUCCAAUGGACGACUCUUACCUAUCUGCUUAGUAAAAUCUAAGUGGCGACUUUUAUUUUUUGGACAGGCAGUGUAUAUUUUCUGAGUCAACACCUUGUUGCAGUCUUGAGUCUGGCUGUAACUUGACACGGUGCAGCUCAUUUCUGGAAGGUGAUGCAGUUUUCAUUAUUUCUGAUCAGAGGUCAUCUUACUAUAAGAUUUCAUUUGAGGGCGUUCACAUUCACAAUGGUUAAUCGGUGUAACUCUCGUGGUGUUUUCACACAGACUCUCUGCAAUUUCUGCCAUCUAUCAACAGAAUUAUCCUGAACAUAGAGACGCUGUUCGAUCAGGAGGUUUCCAUUUCCUUCCUUGUUGCCCUGACAGCAGUGACGAUCAGACCGACCCGCGCGCAGUUUCAGUUUGAGUCCUCGUGUCUCAAAUUCUUCUGUCAGUCGAUAGUUGUUGUCAGAGGAUCAAAGCGAAGGCCCAUCCAACCCACAGAGCAAAGAGAAGCGGCAUCAGCAGACAGCCUGAACAUGGUGAAAGUAGAAAGUGUGAGCUGACGUGAGUACAGCAGCAUGGAUCGGUGUGAGGUUUCUGACAGCACUGUGUCUGGGGAUCAGAAGAACCAGAACAAAGCUCAGAGUGAUGAAGCUGGACCUGACCCUGAACCCAGCUGUUUGUCCUUUAACAGCGACAGGUCAUGGAGUUUGCUUGUUGAUUUUAAAGGAGAACAACCUUCUGCUGUGGCGAGAUUUGAUGAGGAGAUCUCAGAGGGUCCCAGUGCUCAGCCUGCAGAGCAGUGUGACCUGGACUCCAUAUUCAUGGUGCUGGAGGAAAACAUGAUGACUUUUGUGAAAAAAGAGCUGAAGAAGAUACAGAAGGGUCUGAGUCCAGAUUACCCAGGAUGCUCAGAGAAUCAGAGGGAGGAGGAGGAGUUGGAGGAUGAGGAACAGGCGAGGACCAGCACCGAGAUGUUUCAGCAGAUCACAGUGCACUUCAUGAGGAGGAUGAAGCAGGAGAAGCUGGCUGACUGUCUGCAGAGUAAACUUUCUGCCGCCGUCUGUGGACGUAAACUUAAAUGUGAUCUGAAGACAAAAUUCCAGUGUGUGUUUGAGGGCAUCGCUAAAGCAGGACAGCCGACCCUCCUGAAUGAGAUCUACACAGAGCUGUACGUGACAGAGGGAGGCACUGCAGAGGUCAAUGACGAACAUGAGGUCAGGCAGAUUGAAGCAGCAUCCAGGAAACCAAACAGAGCAGAAACAAGCAUCAGACCAGAAGACCUCUUUAGAGGCUCACCUGGAAGAGACCAACCAGUCAGAACAGUGAUGACACAGGGAGUGGCUGGCAUUGGGAAAACAGUGUUAACUCAGAAGUUCACUCUGGACUGGGCUGAAUACAAAACCAACCAGGACAUCCAAUUCAUGUUUCCAUUUACUUUCAGAGAGCUGAAUGUGGUGAAAGAGAGAAAGUUCAGCUUGGUAGAACUUGUUCAUCACUACUUCAGUGAAACCAAAGAAGCAGGAAUCUGCAGCUUUGAAGACUUCCAGGUUGUGUUCAUCUUUGACGGUCUGGAUGAGUGUCGCCUUCCUCUGGACUUCCACAACAAUGAGAUCCUGACUGAUGUUACAGAGUCCACCUCGGUAGAUGUGCUGCUGACCAACCUCAUUAGAGGGAAACUGCUUCCUUCUGCUCGACUCUGGAUAACCACACGACCUGCAGCAGCCAAUCAGAUCCCUCCUGACUGUGUGGACAUGGUGACAGAGGUCAGAGGGUUCACCGACCCACAGAAGGACGAGUACUUCAGGAAGAGAUCCAGAGAUGAGGAGCAGGCCAGCAGCAUCCUCUCCCACAUGAAGACGUCACGAAGCCUCCACAUCAUGUGCCACAUCCCAGUGUUCUGCUGGAUCACAGCUACAGUUCUGGAGGAGCUGCUGAGAACCAGAAAGAGAGGAGAGUUGCCCAGAACCCUGACUGAGAUGUACAGCCACUACGUGGUGGUUCAGGCCAAAGUCAAGAAGGUCAAGUAUGAUGGAGGAGCUGAGACAGAUCCGCCCUGGAGUCCAGACAGCAGGAGGAUGAUUGAGUUUCUGGGAAAACUGGCUUUUGAGCAGCUACAGAAAGGAAACGUGAUCUUCUAUGAGUCUGACCUGACAGAGUGUGGCAUCGAUGUGGAAGCAGCCUCAGUGUAUUCAGGAGUGUUCACACAGAUCUUUAAAGAGGAGAGAGGACUGUACCAGGACAAGGUGUUCUGCUUUGUCCAUCUGAGUGUUCAAGAGUUUCUGGCUGCAGCCUACAUGUUUCACUGUUACACCAACAGGAACGAGAAGGUGCUGGAGGACUUCCUGGGGAAAGACUGGAAAGACAAUAACAGACAGACACUAGAUGAGUUUCUGAGCAGAGUCAUGGAGAAAUCCCUCAGAAGUAAAAACGGUCACCUGGAUCUGUUUGUUCGCUUCCUUCAUGGCCUCUGUCUGGAGUCCAACCAGAACCUCUUAGGAGGCCUGCUGGGUCGGAGAGAGAAAAGUCCAAAAAUCAUCCAGAGAGUCCUCAACAAUCUGAAGAAGAUGAACAGUGAUGAAAUGUCUCCAGACAGAAGCAUCAACAUCUUCCACUGUCUGAUGGAGAUGAAGGAUCUGUCAGUACAUCAGGAGAUCCAAGAGUUCCUGCAGUCAGAGAACAGAUCAGAGACGGAACUGUCUGAGAUCCACUGCUCAGCUCUGGCCUACAUGCUGCAGAUGUCAGAGGAGGUUCUGGAUGAGUUGGACCUGAACAAGUACAGAACAUCUCUGCAGGGAAAACACAGACUGAUUCCAGCUGUGAGGAACUGCAGAAAGGCUCGACUCUGUGACUGUGGACUCUCAAAGAGUCACUGUGAAGUUGUUGCUUCAGCUCUGAAGUCCAACCCCUCCCAUCUGACAGAACUGGACCUGAGUGGAAACAAACUGCAGAAUUCAGCACUGAAGCAUCUUUCUACUGGACUGCAGAGUUCAAACUGUAAUCUGGAGACUCUCAGAUUGAUGUACUGUAGUUUGUCAGAGGUCAGCUGUGAUGCUCUGGUCUCUACUCUCAAGUCCAACCCCGCCCAUCUGAAACAUCUGGAUCUGAGUGAGAACAACCUGCAGGAUUCAGGAACCAAGCAUCUGAGUGGUUUCCUGGAGAAUCCACACUGCAGCCUGCAGAUUCUGGCAUUGAUGGACUGUCGUUUGUCAGAGAUCAGCUGUGAGUCUCUGGUCUCAGCUCUGAAGUCCAACCCCUCCCAUCUGAAACAUCUGGACCUGAGCUGGAACAAAGAGCUGCAGGAUUCAGGAGUGAAACAUCUGUGUGGUUUUCUGGAGAAUCCACACUGUAGCCUGCAGACUCUGAGGUUGAUUUGCUGCAGUUUGUCAGCGAUCAGCUGUGAUUUUCUGGUCUCGGCUCUGAAGUCCAACCCCUCCCAUCUGAAACAUCUGGACCUGAGUCAGAACCGGCUGCAGGAUUCAGGAGUGAAACAUCUGUGUGGUUUUCUGGAGAAUCCACACUGUAGCCUGCAGACUCUGAGAUUGAUGGGCUGUAGUUUGUCAGAGGUCAGCUGUGAGUCUCUGGUCUCAGCUCUGAAGUCCAAUCCCUCCCAUCUGAAACAUCUGGACCUGAGAGACAACAACCUGCAGGAUUCAGCAGUGAAGCAGUUGUAUGGUCUUGUUUUGAGUCCACACUACAGCCUGCAGACUCUGGGCUGGAAGUGGUGAUGGUCAUGACAGUGUUUGUGCUGAGAGGAUGGAGUGUGUCCUGAUGAUCCAGAGGUUGAAGCAGCAACAGCAGCUGGUGUGGAGAGACUCUGACUGGACCAUGUUACUGGAAGGUGGACUGGGAACCAGUGUAAAGUGUGUUGUUUUCACUGUGUAGUUUAGUGUUUGCAGCUCCACACUGAAUGAUGAACUGCACCGUAUGUUAUGAUCCGUUGGAGGUUGAUGUCAGGUUGUAGAGUGUGCAGGAAGUUUCAGGAUGUUUGUGUCAGUGCAGGAUUCUUGAAACAGCUUUGGUGUAUGUUUGCUGGUCCUGCUGAAAGUCCUGUGUUUGAGAGAAUCCAUGCUGCUACUCACAUGCUCCAGUUUAGCAGCUUUAAAGCUACCAACAGGCCUGUUGAUGCUCUUCUUCUGGUCCUUCUACCUCCGGACGUUCUGCCCCAACAGUCCACUUUAGUCUCACCAGUCCAUCAGACUCCCAGAACUAUGCUUUGUUCCACACAUGAAGAGCUUAUUGUUCAGUGUUCUCAGACUUUAGUUGCUGCCUUCAUCAGGUCCUGCAAAUCUUUACCAAUAAAGCAGGUUUUCUCCCAGCUGCUACUGUCAAACAUCUGCCUCCUCCUGGAGAGAUUUUGUGCAGUUUGAUUGACUCAGCUCAUCCACAUGAGAUUUCUCCUGGUCCAUUCUUCAAAGGAGCCAGAAAAUCUUCAAGUUUUCAUCAACACUCAGUCUCCUGGUGAACUCCAAGUAUUUUCUAUCCUCAGACUUCAUAAAGAACAAAACACCAAAGUCAGACUCCAAGUAUCGCUGCUUAUGGUUCACUGUAUCCAGCAAUACUUAUUUGAUCAUUUUUAAAUUGCUGAUUGCUUUUGGUGAAACCGGAAGUACUGUGACGCCAGCCCAGGCAUACGUGGGAAUUAAAGCUAGGCCUACAGUCAUUCAUUCAUUGAAUGGUGUGUUGGAGCAGCAGUAGCCAGGCUGUGGCCCGCAUACAUAUUUCAUCUUGGCACAUGUAAGUGUCAACUUUUGUUUUAUUUUAUUUCACUUGGGAGAUUACUCAAUCCAGGCUGCUCAGUGGAGUAGUGGUUAGCACUUUCGCCUUGCAGCAAGAACAUCCCUGGUUCAAAUCCCGGCCUGGGAUCUUUCUGCAUGGAGUUUGCAUGUUCUCCCUGUGCAUGUGUGAGUUUUCUCCGGGUACUCUGGCUUCCUCCCACAGUCCAAAAACAUGCUGAGGUUAAUUGGUUACUCUAAAUUGUCCGUAGGUGUGAAUGUGAGUGUGAUUGUUUGUCUGUAUAUGUAGCCCGGUGACAGACUGGCGACCUGUCCAGGGUGCCCCCUGCCUUCACCCUCAGUCAGCUGGGAUAGACUCCAGCACCCCCCGCGACCCUAGUGAGGAUAAAGCGGUGUAUAGAGAAUGGAUGGAUGGAUGGAUGGAUGGAUUACUCAAUCCAAAACACAAUUUAAAACUUCACUGUAUUGUGUGUUUGCAGGAGACCAUUUUGACCUUUGUAACCUUUUUGAUGUUUGAUCCAUAGAGACAAUAAACUUUUGAAAGACA
This is a messenger RNA of Acanthochromis polyacanthus (spiny chromis), 5428 nucleotides long. Its product is annotated as NACHT, LRR and PYD domains-containing protein 12-like. The transcript has 14 exons. Lineage: Eukaryota; Metazoa; Chordata; Actinopteri; Pomacentridae. Gene Ontology annotation, molecular function: protein binding. The record is from RefSeq and is a predicted model, not a curated record. The coding region runs from base 724 to 3873 and encodes 1049 amino acids.